UAUCUAUGUUGUUCAUGUUACCCUUUGUAUAUCUAUUAUCUAUGAUGUCUAAGUUUUUAACCUAAUGGACGGAUUGUAAAUUGUACAAAAAUAGUGUGAGGUAUAUUUACAAAUUUUCUGUUACUGAAAUGGUAUUACUUAAUUUACUUAAAAGUACCGCUUCAUAUUGCCAAUAUACUCAGAUAAGGUUUAGAUAUCAUGCAGAUAAAAUAGCAAAAGGACCUUUAAUACGAAGAUAUGGGUACGACGAUCCAAUUUUACAAGGCGGUUUAUUACCACGGGUGGUUGGUGCAAAAAAAUUACCCAUGCCUACGUACAGGCCCAAAAAUGCAUGGUCUGAAAAAAAGGCCCUUUUUGGACAAAACGAUUACAUAGAUAUCUUAGGAAAUGAACGUUUGCAUCCCACCCGAAUACUCUACAAUUUGCCCUCGUGGCUUAGAGGUGUAAAGGGAAAUGAAUAUCAAGUUUUAUUGAGAAAACGUAAAAUAUUUGUUAAAUCAGCAUAUCCUAUAGUUCGUCCAACUAAUUGGAAAAAUUUAACCAAGCGAAUAAAGUAUUUAUACUGUUAUUUAAAUAGAAAAACUAAAACUGGUUUGGAUAAAUAAUAAAAUAAGCUUAUAUCAUUACAAUGUUAUUGAAA
Molecule: messenger RNA, 640 nt
Organism: Agrilus planipennis (emerald ash borer)
Lineage: Eukaryota; Metazoa; Arthropoda; Insecta; Coleoptera; Buprestidae
Gene: mRpL51
Product: 39S ribosomal protein L51, mitochondrial
Exons: 1
Coding region: 129-605 (158 amino acids)
Biological process (GO): translation
Cellular component (GO): mitochondrial large ribosomal subunit
Molecular function (GO): structural constituent of ribosome
Source: RefSeq, a predicted model, not a curated record